AUCGGUCGAAGCUGCUCCCGUUCGGCCUCGUCGAGUACAUUUCAAUUUGCGGGACCUGCAGGAAGUGAGCGCGGAGCAGACAGCUCAGGGGAGGACUUGCCAUGCUUUCGCUUGCUCCAUGCAAAAUUGUUUCGGUUUAGCUCAACUCUAUGCCUAUCUCAACAUUCCGUUUCUGGCUAUGAAAGGUGACGUGCUAGAGCGUCAACUGAGCGAGACUCGGCGGGUGCUCUCGGCCAUGACGCUGGAAGUGGAGGAAGGGAUCGACCGGGGGUCUUGGGGGGACUAUGUGGCCGCUUUACGGGCCAAGGAAGAAGACCACGCCCCCGUGAUCGAGAAAAGUAACAAAGAAGCGCGGAAGCCGCAGAGCGUCAGGGUCCUCCCAGAUACCGUCGUCCCAGGUACCUCGAGGGAAAACACUGGAGUGACUCGCAGCAAAGGAGAGGGGCACAAGCCGGUCGGCCACGUCUCCUCGCCGGCGGCGGCGGUGGCGUCAAAGCACCCCAGGCCGAUCCAGGGAGACCCGCAAGCGUGGCCUGGUGUUACUUGCAGAUCGACGCAAGGGCCUCAGCGGUCCUCCGUGCAAGAAAGUGGACUAGUGGACGUAGAGGACUUCAAAUUUCAGCCGAGGGAGGGGAAUGAACAGAAUGAGCUGACGCUCUUUUUGGCGGAAGCUGAGGGGGGAUCUACCGAGGAUGAUAUGAACGAGGAGCGGAGGCGACAAAGCCUAAGGUCUUGCUUGAAGCCAGGGUCGCUGGCGUCAUUGAGCGAGGCACAGCGCCGGGCGACGGGUGUGGUCGGAUCGGGAGACGUUAGGGAAGGAGAUGAGGGAGAGGAGGACGAGGACCUGCCUGCCGAGGAGGGCGAGCAGCGCUACGUAGGGCUCAGGCCGGUGAACUUGCCCGCUAAGGAUAUAUCACUUUCUGAGCGUGGCUGUAAUGCUGACAGAGGGAAGGGCUCUCUGUCCGAUGACCAGAAAAAAGGGCUUGUGGGGCCUUUGUCGGUGCAUGAGGAUGGGUUGGGGGUCUGGAUGACAGCGCAGGGAAAGGAGAGCGACGGAAAAGACGAUAUAGAUAUUCCCGCAGGGCUUCCACUACCACUCCACUCUCUCGACCUCUCCCAGGCAGACUCAUCUGAAGGGGAGGAUUGUGACCAAGGAAUUUUUAACCGUAAAAUUCAGCAACCUGGCGACUCAAGUCUACAGAGGACUGGAAAUAACAUGGAAGGAUCCUUGUCUUCAUUUUCAAACUCUUCAACUACUGCAGCUCCUCUUCCUCUAGAAGGCCUGGCCGACAAGACUGAUUUUGUCCUCAGUAAAGCGGCUCGAGCGGCCAUCGCCGCCACAAUGGAGGAAUUGAACGGUCGAUCGCCCGGGGAAGAUUUAGCUAAUGGGGACUUAUCAAGACGAGAACAGCGGUCUGCCGGGAAAAUGAAGACGAAAGCCUCAGAGGGAAAACGGAAAAGGAGGAAUAGCUCGGGAAAUGGGGGACAAUCUGUGUGAUACGAAAGAAAGCCGAAAAUCAUGUA
This is a messenger RNA of Nannochloropsis gaditana CCMP526, 1524 nucleotides long. Its product is annotated as ras superfamily gtpase. The annotation marks the transcript as partial. Gene Ontology annotation, cellular component: nucleus; cytosol. The transcript has a single exon. Gene Ontology annotation, molecular function: GTP binding. The record is from RefSeq and is a predicted model, not a curated record.